Ruditapes philippinarum (Manila clam) is the source of this 1645-nucleotide messenger RNA. RefSeq names its product transmembrane protein 196-like. Gene Ontology annotation, cellular component: membrane. The record is from RefSeq and is a predicted model, not a curated record. The transcript is spliced from 5 exons. Lineage: Eukaryota; Metazoa; Mollusca; Bivalvia; Venerida; Veneridae. Bases 304 to 1071 code for a protein of 255 amino acids.
UUUUACAACGACGGCAAAGAAUUAUGAGAAAAUCUUGUUGCUGCCAACGCCAGCGUCUAUGGACAUUAUUGAUUAUUCCACGCAGCGCAGAAGCAAAUAUCGACAAAAUGUAUCUCAGUAUUUAAAGCUUGGAACGCUACAAGACAAUCCAAUAACGUUUUAUCGUGUCUUAGAGGACUUUUAUAAUAAUUCUGUAUCGAAUCAAGAACGUUGCAUGCAGUCGGAGUAUUAUUGCUGAAAGAGGAGACAAAGAUUUGUUUAUUCCUACAGAAAAUGUACUGAAGAUAAACGCUGCUUGUGACAAUGUUACACGUAGUUGUUACUUCGGUGUGCGUCAUAUCCGGUUUCCACGGCGUUCUUGGGGUAAUAAGUGUUAUAGUCGGCAUUAUAUCAAGCAUAAAGGCAGAAGUAUGGCUAGCUCAUAGUGUAUCACCUAUCUGGAGUGGAAGUUUUUUUAUAAUAACUGGUAUACUUGGAAUAUUCUGUGCCAGACGUAAAACGUCGUAUGUGAUAAUGUGCUUCACAGCGUUCUCUGUUGUAUCAAUGGUCGUUUCCGUUGUCAGCAUACAGUUACUCCGCCUUGGUCUCGUUAACCAUACUACAGAUGGGCAUACCUUCCAAAAACAAAAUAAAGACACCCUUAUCAUUAUAGCUCUUGCUGUUGCCGGAAGUGAAAUUCUCGUCUGCCUUUUAUCAACGCUGCUGAGCUGUCGUAUGGCAAAGGUUGCCAAAGAAGAGCUUUGUAAAAGAAGAGAAGGAAUGUUUCAUGUGAAGAAUGACGCAGACGAAAACGACAAUGACGUCAUGUAUGCAACGUCGGAGUUUGAUCCCGAAAUAAGCAUUGGAAAAACAGAAAAUGGAGAUCAAAUAUUCGAUGAAAUUUGUAUUAGUGAAAGUUUAAAUAAUAAUUGUUCUCUUUCAAAGUUAGAAAAUGGGGAAACAGAAUCAGACACACUAUAUGAUCAAAGGGGAAACGUCGGAAGUUUGAUAUCUGAAGGUCGUCAAAUGCAGAUUUUUAGUAUUUUACAAAACUGUGAAAACGAGCACAGCAAUCCUCGACCGGAAACAUGAUUUUUACAAACGAUUGUUAACUGUAGAUAGGUGCUAGCUUUUUAAAAGCUUAAAUAUCAGUCGUCGAGGAAAAAGCCAAAACAUUAGAUUGAUGAUACUAAGUGUGAUAAUGUAAAGUGCUAUUUAGAUUAAGUCUUGUCAUGUCAUUAGAUAAUUAAAUUAUAUUGUGUACUAUAAAAUACAAACAUUGUUUAAAACAAUGAAUAGUAAUGUGACAUGAUGAGGGAAUCAUAAGUGAUAAGACACAUACUUGACCUUUGCAGUAUUAUUGAUACCGGCGAAUUUGGCAGAAACGCCAUGCAAGUGCGUUUCUGAUUUACGACUACAGGCAUAAUGCGUGUAUUCCAAAAUGAGAAAUAACGUUAACACAAAUACCAGAUAUAUAUCUGGUAACUGUACAUUGAUGAAAUGUUGACAAGAAGAACGUGUUAAUAUUUUGUAAUGACUUUUGCACUGGUCAAUUGACAAUGUUCGUAUAAUGAUGUUCAUGGAAGUGCCGCUGACAAAGCUGAAUGUGAUUACUGAAACGCCUCUGAAACAAACUUUAUCCGUCCAUAUUACAAGUUCUAAGAAC